UCCUCGCUCUCUCCAUUAUUGGCGGUUGCCAUAGCCACCAUCCGUCAUGGAAAAGCUGCUCACCAUAGUGCUUGCUUCAAGCCUUCUUCUUUUAGCCACUCUUGCAGGCCAUGCCUCAUCUAGAUCUUCUCUUCACCCCUCCUCCCUGGACACUCAACGAGGACAUGUUCUAGGUCGCAAGGGCAGAGAGGAACCGGCAUACCCUCAUUACCGGCGUGAAGGCGAGCUCAGGGAGCAGCAUGAGGUAGCAGCGAUGGAAGUGAAGAUCGAUGCGGAGAGGAAGGACGGUCGGAGAGAGGAGGAAGAUGAGGACGCCGGAGCCGUCACGGAAGGGCUGAUCUCCAGCGAGGACUACAGCGGGGUGGCCAUGCACGACCGCAGCUCCCCGCCGGCGCACAAGAAGAAGAAGCAUCCAUAGGCCGUCUCUGGGUGUUCAGUUCGUGUACAAUCAAUCCUCUUAUCUAGUCCAGUGUCCUGGUCUCCCGUCUCUGUAUCUUCCGUCACUGCACUGUUGUUGCUGUUGUGCCCUUUGCCACAACCAAAAGGCAGACAUAAUCAAGUCCAUGAAUGAUCUUAUUAUCACAAAGAAAUUCAUGAUUGAUCUGCAUGACUGCGGUCUGCG
This is a messenger RNA of Lolium rigidum, 622 nucleotides long. RefSeq lists its product as uncharacterized. The transcript is spliced from 2 exons. The record is from RefSeq and is a predicted model, not a curated record. NCBI's taxonomy places the organism in Eukaryota, Viridiplantae, Streptophyta, Magnoliopsida, Poales, Poaceae. Bases 47 to 418 code for a protein of 123 amino acids.